CGAGAGCCGAGGCAGAAGGAGAGGAGGAGGAAGGGGCGUCGGCCAUGGGGCAGUGCGGGAUCACGUCCUCCAAGACGGUCCUCGUCUUCCUCAACCUCAUUUUCUGGGCGGCAGCUGGCAUAUUGUGCUAUGUGGGAGCCUAUGUCUUCAUCACAUACGAUGACUACGACCACUUCUUUGAAGAUGUUUAUACACUCAUCCCUGCAGUGGUUAUCAUAGCGGUGGGGACACUUCUCUUUAUCAUUGGUUUGAUUGGCUGUUGUGCCACGAUCCGGGAAAGCCGCUGUGGACUCGCUAUAUUUGUGAUCAUCCUUCUGUUGGUUUUUAUCACUGAAGUUGUGGUGGUUGUUCUGGGCUAUAUCUACAGAGCAAAGGUGGAGGCUGAAGUCAAUCACAGUAUUAAGAAGGUGUAUGACACAUACAAUGGAACUAACCCGGAUGCUGCGAGCCGUGCUAUUGAUUAUGUGCAGAGGCAGCUGCGCUGCUGUGGAAUCCACAACUACAGUGACUGGGAGACCACAAACUGGUUCAAAGAAACGAAAAACAACAGUGUCCCUCUCAGCUGCUGCAAAGCCACCAGCAGCAACUGCACAGGAAGUUUGGCUCACCCCACAGACCUUUAUGCCGAGGGAUGUGAGGCUUUGGUUGUAAAGAAACUACAAGAGAUCAUGAUGUAUGUUAUCUGGGCAGCUCUGGCAUUUGCUGCCAUUCAGCUGCUGGGUAUGCUGUGUGCCUGCAUCGUGCUCUGCAGGAGGAGUCGGGACCCUGCUUACGAGUUGCUCAUCACAGGAGGAACCUACGCAUAGAAGCUGCUGCAAACCUAAGCUUGAACACCAUUUUCUCCACUC
Messenger RNA from Lacerta agilis (Sand lizard), 848 nucleotides. It is a transcript of the gene TSPAN3, whose product is annotated as tetraspanin 3. Gene Ontology annotation, biological process: protein maturation; regulation of vascular endothelial growth factor signaling pathway; protein localization to plasma membrane. Gene Ontology annotation, cellular component: membrane. The coding region runs from base 45 to 806 and encodes 253 amino acids. The transcript has 7 exons. Lineage: Eukaryota; Metazoa; Chordata; Lepidosauria; Squamata; Lacertidae. The record is from RefSeq and is a predicted model, not a curated record.